GGCGGAAUCUGGGUUUACAGCGAAAAUACAGGCAUUGACGAACGUGGGAUUCCUGUUCACUCCACCAUUUACAGAAAUCUCAGGUAUAGCGUGUCAUUUCUAUUGAUACACACUUAGUGUUCAGUUUUCUGGUACAGUAAAGUACCAUAACCGGGUGGACGAUCUUGUCGAAUCGGACGCCAUUACGUAACCUGUUUUAAGCAGGCUGCGUAGAAGCGGGUCUUCAUAUAGUCCUUAGCAAUCCAAUAGACUUCUUAAGUUGGUAUGUUUCAUUUUAUAACACUCUAGAAAACUGUUUCUUGCCAAACUUCUUCUUAUUCACGUGCAUAUGUACGCAUGAUUUAUGAAGAGACAAAGGGUCAAAUUCCCUUGGGCCCUUCUUUGGGAAAAUGUUUACAAGCUAAAGAGGUCUAUUUAAGCCUGUGCAUAAUAUUUGUGGGUUUCCUUGUAUAAAGUCGAUUCUGCUUUGGAAUAGUGCACAGGGUCCAGAGGAGUUUCGUGUGAAUAAAUGAAUUUUCAAUUCACCUUGCAAAAUGUCUAUACCUGUCGCUUAGCACGAUUAAUUAGCCCAAUCGGAUCUUCCUCUUAUCUGACCCAGAUCGACUUUGUUGUUCACCAUUUUGGAAAUCAAUAACCGCAAGUCAUAUCCUCCCUGGCGCACGGAACGUCGCCCGAAGGGCGACCGAGGCACGAAGUGCCAAGGAAAAAAAGGACAAGGGAGGAAACUUGUACCACGUGAUUUCGUUCGCUGUGAAGCGCAUCACUCGGUGACGGAAGUGAAUGAGACCGGAAACGCAAUGGCAACUCGAGAAUCAAAACAUCAGCUGCGGAGGGAAUUUUAAAGAUCUCAGAGAUCUAUGCAAAGGCAACAGAGUUUUAAUUGAAGUGAAGAUCUUUCAAGAUUGGUCUUCGAUGUAAAGCAGGUUUCGCUUGUGCAAUUUUUUCCUAGUAGUCGCAAAACGCAUAGCCAAAGACGCAAGAGGUAACACUGUUAGGACCACAGAAGGAUGGCACAGUCGUGAUGAUAUUACAGUUGCCUUGUACCUCCGCUCUACUCAGUGACACGUUUUAUUGCAAGAGUACACACGACCUGUAAAUCACUAUCCGUAAUUAACAUUCUCCAAACAAAACUAACCAGCUGGGCCCAGCGUGAUACAGCAUUGCAGAAAAACAUUACCUUCACGGACUAAAGAAAAUCGCUUAGUUAUUCAGAUCCAGAAGGCACUUUGGAGAAAAUUGGAACCUUAUUCAGCCGUAAUAAAAAGCUUCACGCCUCAAAAGAGCUCAAAGAAAAUACGCUUGCAUAGGGCAAAUCCUGCCGACCAGAAACAAUAACCACAGUAAAUCGAUAUGUGUGUCGUGACCUCUCAGUGUGAAACAUGCGGCUAAAAUCACAUUUGCUCAGUGAAAAUGUAGAACUUUCCAGAGCAUAAUCUACCCAAGUAGUGAUAGUGGUUAAUAUAACCCAGAGCCAAUCAGAAUCGAGUAUUUAGGUCACGUGACAGGUUUCAGCCAAUCAGAAUCCAGCAUUUUCAUGACGUCAUAAAUGUCCUGAAAAUGAGAUGGUACUUUUGAUGUGGGAAUGCCAAUGGGAUGAUUUAUGCAAGACCAAUCCUUUUGUCAAGAACUUCAUAUCCGACCUAAAAUUGGUGGAACCACUCGAACCUCGACAGGCAUUCUUUGGGGGCAGGACUGGGGCGGUGGCCCUCCAUGCGGUGGCAGGGGAGGGGGAGGAGAUACGUUAUGUGGAUUUUACCUCCCUCUACCCCUGGGUAAACAAGAAUUGUGUUUACCCCAUCGGACAUCCCUCUAUCUUCACCAACCCACGCAAUCAAGACAUCAAUGACUAUUUUGGACUGGCGACCGUGGACAUUAUUCCACCCUCACAUCUCUUUCACCCAGUCCUGCCCGUCCGGAGUGGGAAUAAGCUCAUCUUCCCACUUUGCAGUGCGUGCGUGCAGAUUGAGCAAAUGAAUCCUAUGCUGUUGAGAAGUAGUACUUGCUGCCACACGUACGAAGAACGUACCUUAAGAGGAACAUGGGCUACGCCUGAAAUCCAGAAAGCCGUCGAAAAGGGGUACAGAGUAGUUAAGAUAUAUGAAGUGUGGCAUUUUGGACCAAACCAGAGACGAGAGGGAUUGUUUGCACAAUAUGUCAACACGUUUCUCAAAUUGAAACAAGAAGCGAGCGGUUGGCCUGCGGAAGUGGCAGAUGACCCUGAAAAACGUCAAGAUUACAUUGCGAAUUAUCGCCGACAUGAGAACAUUCAAUUAGACCCCGACAAGAUUGAGAAAAAUCCAGGCAAACGAACGACCGCGAAAUUAAUGCUGAACAGUUUUUGGGGGAAGUUUGGGGAAAAGCCGAAUAAGCCAAAGACCGUGACGAUCACGCAACCCUCACAACUGUACCCCUAUUUGUUCUCGUCGAAUUUUUCAUUAAAAAAUCUGCGCAUAUGCACGGAAGAUGUCCUCGAAGCGGUAUUUACCGAAGUCGAAGACAAUGUUGUGCCCAGUGCAAAGACAAACAUUUUCAUCGCUUGCCUCACAACUGCGUGGGCCCGACUCAAACUGUACGAAGCCUUGGAUACGUUGGGAAAGCAGGUCUUGUAUUACGACAUCGAUUCGGUUAUCUAUCGGUGGAAACCUGGACAGACCUCUAUUGCCAUAGGGGACUACCUUGGAGAGAUGACUGACGAAUUACAAGGGGAUGUGAUUACGGAGUUUGUGUCGGGAGGAGCUAAAAACUAUGGGUACAAAACCCGCCAGGGCAAAACCGAAUGCAAAGUAAGAGGGUUCACCCUGAAUGUACGUGGAAAACAAGUGUUGAAUUUUAACACCAUGAAAGCGAACAUUUUAGCGGAAAUCGAGGAUCCCCAGGAAGAGAGGCGUGUCAUCAAAGUGACCAAUCCUAAUUAUUUCAAAAGAGACACAACCCACAAGACCAUCAAGCUUGUGAAUCAGACCAAACAAUACAAAAUGGUUUUUGACAAGCGGGUCAUUGAUCGUGACACAAAAAUGACCUACCCCUUUGGGUACCGAGUGUUAACAGAACCCGAUCGAGAAAAUGUGUAAAAGAGUUCUUGACUGGAAUCGAAUCUGCGAACCGAGUCCAUCUGACUGAUCACACUCUGCUCCAACCAAGCAAGAACUUUCUAACCAGUACCGGCGAUGGGUACCAAACCACCGCUUUUCCAGGUGAUUUUUUGGGCUGACUUUGUAAACUUUUUAAAACAAAAUGGGCGUGACGUUACUAGGAGGUCACACAUGUCCCGCUUGUAAUCAAGGCAUGACAUCGUAACAUUGUAUUAAAACCAACCAAGUGAUUUUUAUUGGCAAUACAGUGUGUGAUUUCUUGACUUCCGGUCGCGCGGUCAUUUCCGGGGGUCUGGGGAGUCACUUCCGGUCGCGCGGUCACUUCCGGGAGUCUGGGGAGUCACUUCCGUGUCACUUCCGGGGUCUGGGAAGCAGUUAAGCGUUGCUGCUUUCUGAUUGGUAGUCGCCAAGGUCACGUGACCGUUUGACGUCAUAGAGUGUGACGUCAUAGAGUGUGACGUCAUAAAUUGUUCUGCCAGUAGCCAAUCAGCACUCAGCUGUCAUGACGUCACAGCAAUCGCAUCACUCACUGGGAUUUUUCGUGACUCUUACAUGAAGUACCAUCUCAUUUUCAGGACAUUUAUGACGUCAUGAAAAUGCUGGAUUCUGAUUGGCUGAAACCUGUCACGUGACCUAAAUACUCGAUUCUGAUUGGCUCUGGGUUAUAUUAACCACUAUCACUACUUACCCAGCAGAGGAAAAAAACUUUAUUGGAACAAGCAGCAUUUUGGCAUGACAUUAAAGUCGUGUAGGCUUACCAUCCCCUCUUAUUGCUCCGAUCUCGAGUACAUUCACUUUACUACGUCAUUUCCGUCACCAUCGGUUGAGGUGCACAGCGAACGAAAGCGCUAUCUCGAAACCGUAAAUUUCGGUCGCCGAAAAUGAAUUUGAACGCUUUUUUAUGCCGUUUUCCUACAUUAUUUGGCAAAUACAUAAGAAUUCUAGAUCAGGUUAGUAAAAUCAGGCGAUUUCAUUCAAUUCCAUUUGAGUUUCAGGGAUUCGAAAAUCGGCCCCAAAUUUGUUUCCUCCCUUUCCGUAUUUUAUACUGUAAGCCGAUCUUGCGAGCCCUCAGUCUCUUGGUUUGCGGUCAAUAGAAUGUGUAACGAAACUGUAACGCGAUCAAAAUAACUUUUCGACGGGUUUUGAUGUUCUAACAACAAACACAUCUCCUCUGUACCCUGUGAUAGUGUGCUCAGUCUUUUUGGUGUUUUGUACACUUCGUUUCAUGCCUGUGCAUGAAUCUCGCCAUCAUUGUUACUGCCUUUUUUCACGGCUGACCGGCUUCAGUGAAGUGCCUUAUUAAUCAGCAAUUACAGGAUGUUUUUAGUAGUCCCAUUGAUCUUCUUUCACUUCUAUCUCACAAUACUCCAACUCUGCUGAUUCAUCCAAAUCAUGCAGGACCAGGUUCUUCUUAAUCUAUAAAACCUAGGCUCUCAUCAUCUAUAAUAUCAUAUCACUAUCAUUGUCAUCAUCCUUGUCUGGUUUAUCCAGGCAGUCUCUUUGUUUGUAAAUGACACAAGCAGCAGCAUUUGUUAAGUUUGCUUGAGUUGCUUACAGUGCAACUACUCGAACCUUAACAGGGGCACUUGAAAGAAUAUCAAACAAUCAAAACGUUUUUUGAAAACAAAAGAUUCUCAAGAUUUUUGCAAACGGACUAGUAACAUUCAUGAAUUUGAGUGUUGUUUCCUGAGAGGUCAGGUAAAUUCAAACAGUUUUAAGUCUUCAAUGGUUGCAUAGUUUAUUGGCCUGUUUGCAAAAAAAAAAACUUCAGAAUCUUUUGUUUUCAAAAAACAUUGUGAUUAGAUAAUCUUUUUCCAAGUGUGCCAGUUCCAGUGGUUGCACCGUAAAGAGUUGUUUCUAAUGAUAAACAAUUAUUGGAUGAGGUUUUUGUUAUAUCCGGAAUUAUAAUCAAGGUGGAGGGGAGUGUUAUCAGCUGAGCCAAUGGCCAAGGCUGAUAACAGUUACUGAGAGUUUUACUAAAAAGAGGCCCGGAGACCUACAGCCUAUGGCCCGGCAGCCCGCUGUGCCCCACAGAGGUCCAGUUUGAAUAUUCAACAGAUGUUUUGUUCAGCAGUAAAUCCACAGACAUGCACAGAUGUGCUUCUGAUAUAGGCCUGAGAAAUGGACAUCGAUGAGUCUGAAUUUGUUUACCCAACAUUUUAGUCAACCGUUGUAACCGAUGCAUAAACAGACAUGUCUCGCGUAGUAUAAAAAAGGAUUUGCAGUUAAAAAAGCAGAGGGAACUAAUUGACUUAAAUGAGAUAUCAGAAGAUGUGUGACUCCAUUAGUGAGUCACAUGAACUGAACUUUUUUUGGUUACUAAUCGUGCAAAUAAUAGUCUAUAACUUUGAUAUAGUACCCUUGAUUUCCAUCAUCUCCCAGGUGCAUUCUUUGAUCCUCUGCAAAGAGAGGAGGGAUGAGUGUGGCUUCAUUUUCCCAAACAGUGGCUGGUAAUUUAGCCUAUUGGUAUAGAAGCCAGUUGUUCAGAUUUUCAGGGAGUGGUCAGUUAGAGUUUGACCUGAGUCUCGCUGUUAAGCCCGUUUACAGCCUGGAAUAAGUUUAUUGAUUUACAAGCAAGAUUUGACGUUGUUAACUUGAAAUCUUAUAACUUUUCAAGUUGGUAUCCCCACUUAACAAGACCUUGAUUCUUCCGGGUAUCACGAAAAUCAAAUCUAAUAAUUGUUUCAUCAUCCAUUGUUUUGAGGAAAAUAAUGUAUGACAAACACAUGGUCACAUGGAACACAGUCAAAAUCAUGCAUUGCACCCACAACCUACAGAAAAGUGAGUUCUGCAAGCAGAUAACUGACUAAUCUUUAAGUUGCGCUGAGUUCCAGAAUAAAUGGUAGGAUGCCAAUUGUGUUUGUACAGAUAUUUGUCUAGUUCCAGCGGUAAAGAAAGUAGUGUCCAGUAGCCCAGGGCUAGUGGAUUUUGCUAUCGGGCUAGAGAAUUCUGUUCUUAACUUGCCCAAUGAGCAAGUGAAGUUUUUUGAGGAAUUCAAAUUACAGAAGAACUGUGAAAUCAACCUGCUCAUCAAAACGCUUUCAGAUAGUUGAAAUUAUGUUUGGGCUAGUAAAUGUUAGCUUCAGCUUACCCGAAUGGCAAGCUGUAAAAAUGACUUUCUUUGCACCCUAAGUUCAAAUACUUCCAAAUUGGUGAUUUCUCCUUCCAGAACAAACUAUUGCCAUUCAUAUUCCUGGAAUGUCUUCUGCCUAAGAUGCUGUGAAAGCAACAGUUUGUCAAACUUUAAAUCUUUGGUGGCAAAACACGUCAUGUAUGGCACUCUAUUAGAACAUGUUUUUUUGUCUUGUGUCCACACUUGGAUACAACCAACGGGAUUGAUAAUCAAUAUUAUUGUAAUAUUUAUAAUUUCCCUGACCACCUUAAAACAUGUUAAGAAGGAAUCUAUCAGGAAAUUGAGUAAUUUUAAUUUUGAGAGGACAAAAACCUUGUACCAAAAUAAAUUAAACAAUAUCGCAUUCUUUUUUACACUUUUUAAGGGCUAUAGAAGUAAUCAGCUGUGUGUAAUAAUACCAAAGAAAAUUUCUUAUGAGAGCCCGAGAAAAUAAAUGUCAAAUUUAACAAAAUGACAUCUUACACAUGAAAAUUUUAGAAUUUUGGCUCUGUUUUCAGAAUUCUUGUGAAAAUUCACAUUUAUUUUCUCGGCAACCUCGUUCUCAGGGUUCUCUCCUACCCACCCUACGGAGCGAGAGGGUAGGGUGGGUAGGUGAUAACCCUGAGAACGAGGUUGUUCUCUCGGGCCCCCGUGCGAAAUAGUUUUUGGUCUUAUCACAAAUAACUAAUUAUAUCUAUAGCCCUUGAAAAAUGUAAAAAAAAGAAUGCGAUAUUGUUUAAAUAUUAUUCUGGUACAAGGUUUUUGUCCACUGAAAAUUAGAAUUACUCAAUUUCCUGAUAGAUUUCAUCUUUAUAUAUUUCACUGAUAGUAUUUCUAAUUUUGAUGUACUUUUCAGAACCAAUGUGCCCAAAGAAAUUAUGGCUUUCCCUGAUUUUCCAUUUCCCUUAGAGUGGAGCUCAUACUUGAGUCAUCAACAAGUUCUCAAAUACUUAGAAGAUUAUACCAGUCAUUUUGACUUGUACAAAUACAUUCAGUUGAAUUCUGUUGUAAACAGUGUCCGUCCAUUGAUAGGUGAAGACAGUCACCAGCCUCUGUGGGAGGUUGUUGUUACAGAUGUUGAUACAAAAGAAUCUCAAGUUUUACUUUUUAAUGCUGUUAUUGUUUGCAAUGGGUAAGUUGAAUUUAAUGUAUAAUGUGUUCCAUAGUUAAUGGAGGUGACUGGUUAUGAAGCCCGGCAAACAUCAAAGGAGCAAACAAAGAUGCCAAGAUUUAUGUUAGAAGGUCCACGACCCUGCACAAUCUUUUGUUUUGCGUUCAUACGUUAUGCAUGAAUUACGUAACCAGCACGUUUCUAUUGGUUAGUCCCUCAGUACGGAGUAAACAACUAUUGUGUUUUGUGCAGGGUCAAGGCCAAAAAAGAGAACAAAAACAUACAACAAAGAACUUUGUCGGGUUUCAUAACCAUUCCCUCUAUUAACUAUGUGUGUUCUUAACAAUACAUCCUUGUUUUGCAGAAACACCCCACCUUUUCAAAAAGGUUUGUAAUGCUUGUUGUAAUUUAUUUUAAGGGUUAAAGAAUACAGUGCACCCUGUUCUGUAGCCUGUGAACAGGCUCUGAUACCUUUAUACAAAUAAUAAUGGACAGUUUCAUUUGUCCCAACCAACAGGUCAAAUUAAUUUUCUCCGGUUAACUCCUCCUUAUUUUUUACUCCACUUUCUGCCUUCAUGCCGUACUCCACUAUCUGAACGCCUGGAACAGGCUUUUAUCAAGAAUACAUAUAAUUUCAUUUGAAUCGUUUUUCCUACAGACAUUAUUCUAUUCCUCGUUUGCCAGCAAUUCCUGGUCUGGAGUCUUUCCCUGGAGUUGUUAUGCACAGUCAUGAUUAUCGACAUCCUGAAGUAUUUGCCGGAAAACAUCUGGUUAUUUUGGGUGCUGGGCCUUCUGGUGUAGAUAUUUGUCUCAACGUAGCAAACUGUGCAGAAAAAGUUUACCUCAGCCAUAAAGGAAGUCUUUGCUCCACACUUCCAGAAAAUGUGGAACAACAAAGGCCAAUAAUGUCUAUCAGCGUGGAUGGAACAGUCCUGUUUGAGGAUGGACAAGAGAGGAAAGUUGACUGCAUCUUAUUGUGCACUGGUUACAUUUUUUCUUUUCCAUUCCUGCAUGAUGACUGUAGUAUUCAGGUCAGGAACAAUCGGGUGACUCAUUUAUACAAACCCAUUUUUAAUACAAAAUACCCAACACUGUCUUUCAUCGGAGUGUGUUCCCUUUCCUGCGGAUUUGCACGUUUUAGUCUUCAAGCUCAAUACAUUGCAUCAGUGUUAAGUGGACGAAAGAGCUUGCCAUCUGAAGAUCAGAUGAAUGCUGAUGAAGAAAAAGAUUUUCAGGAGAGACUCUCACUUGGUAUGCCUGAACACCAUGCUCAUCGUACAGGAACAAGGGGAGAUUAUAACGGUGUCAUUGCACAGCUGGCUGGAGUUGAUCGACUGAGUCCACUUUACGACAACCUUUUUAAAUACGUGCUUGAGAAAAGGAAGUAUCACGUGAUGGAUUACACGAAAGACAAUUAUAAGGUUAAUGCUGACGGAACAUGGACAAGUCAAUUGUUUUAG
This is a messenger RNA of Porites evermanni, 8775 nucleotides long. The record is from the annotation of a GenBank genome assembly. NCBI's taxonomy places the organism in Eukaryota, Metazoa, Cnidaria, Anthozoa, Scleractinia, Poritidae.